Carya illinoinensis is the source of this 2315-nucleotide messenger RNA. Its product is annotated as probable leucine-rich repeat receptor-like protein kinase At1g68400. Gene Ontology annotation, molecular function: protein binding; protein kinase activity; ATP binding. Lineage: Eukaryota; Viridiplantae; Streptophyta; Magnoliopsida; Fagales; Juglandaceae. The coding region runs from base 143 to 2170 and encodes 675 amino acids. The record is from RefSeq and is a predicted model, not a curated record. Gene Ontology annotation, biological process: protein phosphorylation. The transcript has 2 exons.
UCAACUUCCCAUUAAUUACUCAUUUAACACUAGCGCUCCCUCCGUUUACAACUUUCUAACCCCACUCGAUCUCUCAUUCUCACUCCAGCUAGCCAACCCUUCUCAGCAGUUCAUACCUCUGUCGCUGGAGUUGCGGACGACAAUGGCGAAACCCGCCCUCUGUGUUCUACAUUUCACUGCGUACCUCCUCAUUCUUCUUUUUUUUCACUCGCAAGCUUACAUGGAUUCAGAUAGGAAAGCUCUAAUGGCAUUCAAAGCCGCCUCUGACACUGCCAACAAGCUCGCCACCUGGAACUUCACCUCUAGCCCAUGCGACUGGUACGGCGUUUCCUGCCUCCACGACCGUGUCUCGAGGCUUGUUCUGGAGAACCUAGAUCUCCGUGGUUCCUUUCAUCCCCUAACCGCCCUGACUCGGCUCCGGGUUCUAAGCCUCAAGCGAAACCGCCUGUCGGGUCCCAUUCCCGACCUCUCCAACAUCACCGGUCUCAAGCUUCUCUUCCUUUCCUACAAUAACUUUUCCGGCAGCUUCCCGCAGUCCGUUCCGUCGCUUUUCCGGCUUUACCGCCUCGAUCUGUCAUACAAUAACUUGUCCGGCGACGUUCCGUUGGAGGUCAACGGUUUGACCCACCUUCUCACUCUCCGGCUAGAGGAGAACCAGUUUUCAGGUUCCAUUUCCGGUCUGAGCCUCCCUAAUCUGCAGGACUUAAACGUUUCAGGUAAUCACCUCUCCGGUGAAAUACCCAAAUCCUUCUCGGGUUUCCCAGAAUCAGUUUUUUCUCAAAACCACGCUCUCUGUGGGUCACCAUUGCAAAACUGCAAGAGCGUCACGACCAACCCGAAGAUACCCGGAUCCAACGGAGCCAUAGCCUCGCCGUUAAUGCCGGGUACUAACCCCACCACUGUAGUGGCAUCAUCGCCGAGUUCACUCCCUUCAAGCGCCACACGGACCAGAUCGGCUAGUAUUCACCACUCUGGAACCUCCAAAUUAAGUACGGUGGCUUUAAUCGCCAUAAUCCUCGGCGAUGUGUUUGUCCUGGCUGUAGUCUCUCUCAUCCUCUACUGCUACUUUUGGCGAAGCUAUGCGACCAAAAUGCGGGAGGGCAAGAGGUCGAAGCUCCUGGAGAGCGAGAAGAUCGUUUACUCAUCGAGCCCGUAUCCGGCACAGAACGGGUUCGACAGGGGUCGAAUGGUGUUCUUCGAGGGUGUGAAGCGGUUCGAGCUGGAGGACCUGCUUCGUGCCUCAGCGGAGAUGUUGGGGAAAGGUGGGUUCGGGACAGCGUACAAGGCGGUGCUAGAUGAUGGAAAUGUGGUGGCGGUGAAGAGGCUGAAGGAUGCAAGCGUGGGAGGGAAGAGAGAGUUUGAGCAGCACAUGGAGGUGCUGGGACGGCUGAGACAUCCCAAUAUUGUUAGUCUGAGGGCUUACUACUUCGCUAGAGAGGAGAAGUUGCUGGUCUAUGAUUACAUGCCUAAUGGUAGCUUGUUUUGGCUUCUUCAUGGUAACAGAGGACCUGGGCGAACCCCACUGGACUGGACCACGAGGCUAAAGAUCGCUGCCGGAGCGGCUCGAGGCCUAGCCUUUAUUCACAACUCAUGCAAGUCCCUCAGGCUCACCCACGGCAACGUCAAGUCCACCAACAUCCUCCUGGACAGAACCGGUAACGCCCGAGUUUCAGACUUCGGGCUCUCUGUCUUCGCCGCCCCCACCGUGGCAACCCCACGUUCCAACGGCUACCGCGCUCCCGAAUCGUUGGAUGUUCGGAAACUCACGCAGAAAUCCGACGUGUACUCUUUCGGUGUUCUUCUCCUGGAACUGCUCACCGGGAAGUGCCCUUCCGUGGUGGACAACGGUGGGCCAGGAGGAGGGUACGGAGGGGGGGUCGUUGACCUUCCGAGGUGGGUCCAGUCUGUGGUCAGAGAGGAAUGGACGGCUGAAGUUUUCGAUUUGGAGCUGAUGAGGUACAAGGACAUCGAGGAGGAGAUGGUGGGGCUGUUGCAAAUUGCCAUGUCGUGUACCGCUGCUUCCCCCGAUCAACGGCCCAAAAUAAGCCAAGUCGUCAAGAUGAUCGAGGAGAUACGUGGGGUCGAGAUGUCGCCGUGCGACGACAACUUGGAUUCUGUUUCGGAUUCACCUUCAGUGUCCGAGGAUGCCUGCGGAGCGAAUCAUGACUGAGUUUUUCUUUUGUUAUAGAGGAAGAGUUAAUAUGCUAUAAAUCUACUAUUACCGGCUCCAUUGAAGACUGUAAAUCAUGGGUUUCGUUUUGAUUUAUUUUUUUUAAAGCUUCUAAUUAAAGCUAUUGGUAAUGAUUUCAUACUGA